AUGGCUGCAUCAACUUCCCUUACUACUGAUCAAGCAUAUGAAGAGCCUUUGAGUGAUGUUAUUCCUCCUCGAAAGAUCUCCACGCAUUCAUUAGCCACCUUUACCGCCCUUCUCUAUUCAGUUUGCCUAGAGAGUUCAACAGUAAUUGAAUUUGUCGAAGACACGAAAGUCUUCGACAAAUGUGUCAACGAACAAUUUGCCAUGCUAGAUGGUGAUGGCGAUGGAGUGUUAUCCCGUGAUGAUCUCCAGACGAGAACUGGAAAAUUUGCAUCUGUGGAGUUCGAGUUGCAAUCCAAGGACGAGAUUACAAAUAUGUAUGAUACCCUUUUUGAGAAAUUUGAUGUCGAUCGAAAUGGGAAGAUUGAUCGGGAAGAAUUUAGAUCAUUGAUGAGAGAAAUUGUGCUAGCCAAGGCUUGUGGGCUCGGUCAAUCGCCAGUUCUAGUAAUUCUCCAAGGAGAUAGCCUACUUAUGAGGGCUGUUGAGUAUGGCUUGACUAAAAGAUGUUGA
Molecule: messenger RNA, 507 nt
Organism: Camellia sinensis
Lineage: Eukaryota; Viridiplantae; Streptophyta; Magnoliopsida; Ericales; Theaceae
Source: RefSeq, a predicted model, not a curated record